AUGGCUUGGCUCGGCAUGGAAUUGGAUGUUAAGCAAGGAGGACUGGCAACAGUUUUGGAGGACAACGUAGGAACCGAUCCGCAUUCAACAUUCUGCCUUUGUCGAAUGGACGACGUGUUUUUGAUAUCCGAUAAAAUUCAUUCCAUCGAUGCGUGUCAGCAGAUGAUGGUCGGCGCAAUGGAGGUUCAUCCGUAUUUUUUAGAUUCUGAUGUCAUUAUACAAAAUAUUUCUGGAUUCAACAAUACCGGGAAUCUAUGUGUGUGGCCUUCUGAAGAAACUUUGUGCUAUUACUGCCUCAAAAACAAAGACAUUUUCAAGUAA
Molecule: messenger RNA, 321 nt
Organism: Helobdella robusta
Lineage: Eukaryota; Metazoa; Annelida; Clitellata; Rhynchobdellida; Glossiphoniidae
Exons: 5
Coding region: 1-321 (106 amino acids)
Source: RefSeq, a predicted model, not a curated record